Molecule: messenger RNA, 1118 nt
Organism: Musa acuminata AAA Group (dessert banana)
Lineage: Eukaryota; Viridiplantae; Streptophyta; Magnoliopsida; Zingiberales; Musaceae
Product: transcription factor MYB60-like
Exons: 3
Coding region: 69-917 (282 amino acids)
Biological process (GO): response to auxin
Source: RefSeq, a predicted model, not a curated record
UCAACAGCGGAGGGCAGAAGAAAAGGGCGGCAGAGACGAGGAGGAGGAGUAGAAGCUACGCUACAUCAAUGGGAAGGCCUCCUUGCUGCCACAAGAUUGGCAUCAAGAAAGGGCCAUGGACCCCUGAAGAGGACAUCAUCCUCGUCUCCUACAUCCAAGAGCAUGGGCCUGGCAACUGGAGAUCAGUCCCCACAAAUACUGGCCUGACGAGAUGCAGUAAGAGCUGCAGGUUGAGAUGGACAAACUACCUGAGGCCUGGCAUCAAGCGCGGCAACUUCACCCCUCAUGAAGAAGGGACCAUCAUCCACCUGCAAUCCUUGCUUGGCAACAGAUGGGCAGCCAUAGCUUCGUACCUUCCCCAGAGAACAGACAAUGACAUCAAGAACUACUGGAACACACACCUCAAGAAGAAGAUCAAGAAGCAUGAGGCAGCUGCAGAUGGCUACGAGAUGACUUGUGGUACGAGCUCCAUCUGCCUUGACAACAUGGAAGCAAGGAAGCAGGACAUCGCCACCCUCACGUUCCCCGGGUUCUACAAGGCACCCUCGAUCUACGCCUGCAGCACCGAGAACAUCUCCAGGCUUCUCGAAGGUUGGGUGCGUUCCUCGCCACGACAAGGGAAGCUGCAGGGAAGCGCCAUUACUGAUAGCAACAACAACAACGGCAGCAGCAGCAGCAACAGCAAUGCCAUCAUCUUACAGAAGGUGCAAGCUGAAAGCGAUCGCGGUAGCUUCGAGACCAUGAUGCAUGAGGGCCUCGCCUCACUGCUCUCCUUGGAGAACAUGAGCGGCAUUGCCUGUGUUGAAGCCAAGCAGGGAAUGGAGGACGACCAGCCCCCCUUGUCCUUCUUAGAGAAGUGGCUCUUCGACGAGGCCUCGGCGCAGGUGGAUGGCCUUACGUACAUCCCUGCCGAUUGAUGCUCGAACUCAAUGUUCUAAUCAAGUUUCGGGAGGAGAUGAAUAGGACACUAAUGACAUAUUAAGAAGAAAAUUGUAUGCACGCAGCAAAGUAAACUUAGUCUAUUGAUGCAAAUGUAGAAUAAACAGCAGCUACUGCAUGUAACACUAUCAUUGAAGAAUCACUCAUCUAUGUUAUACAUGAGAUCUUCAAGUUGGUUA